CUGUUAUUUUUGCUCGUUGGUUUUGCCGUACAAGUUCCCGUUUUAUAGUAUAGUAUUGGUGUCAGUGUAUUCGUGUGCAUUUACUUCAUCAAUCAUACGGAUUAACUUUUUAAUGUGGGGUUUCAAACAGUGCAAGUUCUUUUAUUAUUAAUCAUGUAACUUUACUUAGAGCGAAGUUUAAUGCCGCACCCCUGUCUGCCUGAGUGCCUGCCAUUAUAUAUCAGUAGUCAAAAUCAAGUGACCAUUUAUUAAAGUGAUGAUUUCAAUCUACCUAACACGAAGAAAGUCUACCUGAAAGACAUUGCAAACAUAGCCGAUUUUUUUCGACCCCUUUCGGGAGCAUUACGUGAGUCAAUUUUUGAUGUCCCAAUCAAUUUUGAUCGAUCGACAACACACUGGACAAGUGCGUAUUAGUGUGUGACCACCAGUACCGGAGCAGCAACAGCAGGAAUGUGUUCGAGCUUGUGCAAUUCUUUGCGAUUGUGAUAGUGUUUCCUCAAACAGUGAGCAGCGGUCAAUGAGAUUGCUGUUGUUCCAAACAGAAAACACGGCACAGUGAGCCGUCAGCGAUUGGAGCUGAUUGGAUUGGUUUAAUGCUCCAGUUCUACCUUCUACCACGCCUACUUGUUGGAUACGCACGGAAACAAUAGAAGUCCCUGUCAAGCGGACUUAAGAUAACAGAAUGAGCGAGUCUUCGGUAACGCCUGUUCCGGUUCCGCGACCGCGCCAACGUGCCAACAAUAACAACGCGUCGAUCGAUUCGACCCCGGUGGCAGACAAAGUUAACAACAACGACCGUGACGUACCGGAUGGAAGCGCCACCACCAAAACCUAUCCUUCGAUCUAUCCGAAGCUAGAUUACGAAAACAUCGAAAUCAUCCAUUCCCCCCGCGUGAACAAUAACGAUACUCCUCCGGCAACGCCGGCGAAAAACCUGCCCAGCGCCGCAGCUGCCCGCCCAGUACCAGCACCUCGCCGGCCACGGGUUGUGGUUCAAGAGGAAAGUGACCGAGCGAGUCACUACCAAAAUGUUAGUCCGUUUCCGAGCGCGGUGAAGAAACCACCACCGGUUCCACCGCCGCCGGCGGUUUUGAGUCCCGGAAUUACCACCGUGCACAAUAACUUGCGGGACAGUUCGGUACCAACUUCCCCCAGCACAAGCACCGGCGGACGUUUCAGCUUCGAGGGAGAUCGAACGCCCGGCGGGGCCGAAUCGGAUGGCGCCUCGAUCGGCAGUGGCGACAGUGGACGGAAGUAUAAGACUUCCUCACCGGGUGAACUGUUCAAAUCAAUCGGUAUUACUUCGAAACUGUUGAGUGAGUCGAUUUCCGAGCGAGUGACACACAAAACAAUGAAAGUAGCUAGCAAGUUGGAUAAGAACCUCAAGAGUUCGAAGAGUUCGUUCAGUAGCUGGAGUUCGGAGGCGGGAAGCAAGCUGAAAACGGUAAGCAAAUCGAUCAACAGCAUCGCCGAGGAAAAACUGUCCCUCUCGUUGGCCCGUAAGAAGGGCGGUUCCAAAACGAAACGAAGCAAUAGCACCGGUGGUGGUGAGGAGGAAGAUUUUCUCGAACGAAGACAAACGGCACCGCCGGAGAACAGUGAUCUCAUGCGAAACAUUCAGUUCAACAGUCCGCUGAACAAUAAGGUUAACAACCGAGAGGAUCUAACGAAGGGAUCCUCCUCGUCGUCCACUUACGACAUUCCGAAGAGUGCCAAACCAACGAAUUACGGUGAACCUCCGCCGUACGAGGAAUCGUACAAAUCGAAUAGCAGCGCCAGUUUGGCUUCCGCUUCUUCCUCUUCCACGAAUCCGCCUCCAGCGGGAACGUUUUCCCGUUCCUCGGGCCUAAGUCAAAGCCUCUACAGUAAGGUGAUUCCGAAACGAGACCGGAAAGGUGAUUCGGAUAUUCCAUCGCCAGCUCCGCUGCGCAGCAAAACCAAGAGCGAGUCAAAUCUUUGCGAGUCUAAAUUCUACAUUGAUUCCGUGCGAGAAAUCGACAUCAACAGUAGUUCGGAAAGCAUUCCGCCUCCAAAGACACCGGCUCCGGUUCUGCGAACCGAACCUGCCACCGGCAAAGCCGAAAAUCCCUACGGGAAACUUAACAUCGUUACACGACCGGUUUCGAGCAGCUCCUCCGAGGAGGACAACAACCUGCCGGAAAUUUUGAAACGCAUUCAGAUCCGAAAAAAAGUCGCAAACUACGAAGACGUUGCCGUCGGAGACUCGUCCGCUCCGGAUUCUCGCCGAGCCACCUGCAACUCGGUGAAUCGCGUUUUCUCCCGACGUUCCUCAUCGUUGGAUGAAAUCCGAAACAACCUGAACUUGCGCUCGAACUCGUGGAACUUCUACGAUGUCAACAACAGCCGAGAUGAGGAUGAGGACGACGAAGAGGACGGUGAUAGUUCGCGGGUCAGCACGCCGGAACCGACUUACGUUAAUGACGGUCAGAUUUACGGGCAGAUCUGUGAGAUGGAGACCUCCCUGCUGAAGCCGGAACCUUUGAAUGCUCGCCCGCCCCGACAUGAUUACGAUGAAGUUUCGAUUUCCGAUAUAAUCGAUGAAUUUGAUCCGCUGAACCAGCGGCGUUCGCUGGUGGUGCUUCUGGAGAAGACAAAUGAGCUGGCUCUGAUUGAGAACAUCCUCGGGGCGGAAUCCUAUGGACUGGAAGCCUCUGAGGAUGGUUCCAAGGGACUUCCCAAACCACCGAAGCGUUCCGAUUCCCUGAUGGAAUCUUCAACGUCGAGCGAACCCCCGAACAAAGCGACUCCACCGAUUCCUCAGCGAAAACGGAAGUCCAAAAGCCCCCGCCGAACGAUGAUUAUCCACCAGAAUUUGAAUCUUCCCUCCGAUAGUGUUGAAAAUCUGGUUGAUGAGGCGGCCAUUGAACCGUACCUUUCGGUUGUGGAAGAAUCAGCUGCCAAUCAAGAACCGGUUGACCUCAGCUACCCUUCCAGCAGCAGUCAAGGUCCCCAAUCGAGUUGGUUCGUAACGGACGCUGCCACCACCGAACCGGACAGGUUCCUCAAAAACUCCAAGGUCGAUCCAAUCAACGAAAAACCCGCAAACAACAAACCGGUCGAGAAAAUCCACAAAGAACUCCCUUCGGAACUGAGCUGCAUCGAUGAGGACGAUACCUAUCUGCCGUCCUACAUGGAAGCGAUCGGAGCCAACGAAACCGUAACCGAUCCGUUCGCAGCAGCGGCAGGACCCGCACCGACUGUCGCCGGCAAACCAAGCGUCACAUCCAAACUGUUCAACGCCCUGAAGCGCAAGUCCAGUUUUAAGGCAAAAACCGACGUACGGACCGUCCUGGAAAUGGUACCGAAGCCGCUGCUCACGGAACGCUUCAUCAGCCAUCACGGCCACCUGCUGAAGCUCCCGUCCGGAAUGAUCGGCGAUGUGUUCAACGAGCUGACCCCCCGCUCGGUUGUCCUGAAGGAAAAGAUCAUCCAAACCUACCAGGACCCGCAAAAAACGCAACCAAAAGAGUCCCUACACCUGAAGUUCAUCCUCAGCCUUCAGUGCGUCGUCCAGCACAAGUUCAACAACGAAGGCCUCGAUUUGCACUGCUUCGAAGUGGUGCUGGCCUUACCGAAAAAGGAGGGCGGAUCAACGGCCAACCAGCAGCUGGUAACCAACCCGAACCUGGUAAUCACCAGCACCAACAGUGGAAACGUCAAAACCCUGCGACAAUCGUACAUGUUUGGCGUGCACAAACGAUCCGAUCGAAACGUGUGGAUGGGAAAGAUCCUCCAGUCCGUUACGGACGUCUUUCCCGACGGGUGUUUGGCGGAGUUUAUGCGAGCCGGCUGGUGUUACAUGAAAAAGUCGGUUUCCUCCAGCUGGAGCGGAGCGUGGUUGCUGUUGGCGAAGCGCAAGCUGUUCUUUUUCAACUACCAAGAUCAACGCCUGGAGCAGUUGGAUUUACGCAAAGCGCGUUGCAUCGGAGCAAUCGAAUCGGACGAAUCGAUACGCAAUCUGCACAUCGAAGCGGGUCCUUCGCUGUUCAUUGACUGUCCACCGUACGCAACGUUGUACUUCAUUAUGAGUUCCCCGAGAGAAACGCAAAUUUGGCGGAAAAUCAUCAAGGAUAUGGCCCACAAAAACGGAACCAGUUUGCACAGUCAACAGCUGACGAAGAACGACGUUCCGGUACUGAUUGAUAAGUGCAUAAAUUUCAUUUACGCGCACGGUUCCAUGUCGGAAGGCAUCUACCGCAAGUCCGGCUCGACCAAUCAGGUCAACAAAAUCCUCCAACUGUUCAACGAAGACGCCUUCGCUGUCCAGCUGACGCGCACCGAGUACAACGAGUACGACGUGACGGGAGUGCUGAAAAAAUUCAUCCGAGACAUUCCCAACUCGUUCUUCGGAAACUACGCGGUCAGUUUCGUCAGUAUUACCAGCCUAAAAUCGGCAAAGGACAAAAUCGACUCCUACCGGGAGUUGCUUUCCCGUCUACCGAAAGUCGAGCACCACACGCUGAAGAAGCUGAUCGGUCACCUGAACUUCAUCGCAUCGCUGGAGCUGCACAACAAGAUGGGCAUUCCGAACCUGGCGAUGAUCUGGGGAUCGACGCUGAUGGCCAACUCGAGUCAGAAUGUGGAAGCCGAACAGUACAGCUACUCGCAGGACGAAGCGGAUGUUGUGGCCGAUUUGAUCAAGCUGUACAAAAAUCUGUUCACCAUCACUCCGGAGGAGGUCAAACGCGAGCUGUUGAUGUUGAAGGUGCUGCAGAAGUAUCACGCCGCUGCCGAGAACCUGUCCGAUUCGGUGAAGCAUUCGGGUGAUUUGAAGGUGUGGAUCUCCAUUGAAUGUGCAGGCGAUGGUGAGGCAGCAACCGAGCAGGAGGAAAAGACUCAGGUGAACGUGACGAUUACGCCGACGAAGACGGCAUCCGAUAUCUGCAAGGAGCUGGCGGCGAAAGCCGGUUCUGAGUGGUACCGGCUGACGCUGUAUGAAGUGAUCGGGGGCGGAGCGUUGAUACGGCCUGUUCACUACACCGAGCGAGCGUUGGAGAUUGUGCUGAGAUGGACCUACUGGGACGAAGCGGACCGCAAAACGAACUACCUAUCGAUCCGGCCGACGAGCACCCUGAACGACGUCUACCGGCACAUCCAGAAGGCACCGGUCCUGACACCGACCACGGAGCUCAAGUUUGCCGAUCGACGCACGAAAACCCUCCGAAGCUACAAGCUGCAGCUGAUCGGGCGGGAAAUUGUCGUCCUCAAGCGAGCCGACAAGAAGGACAAAAGCACCUACGAGGAGAUGAUGAAGAUCCAUCUGGGCCGGGUGCACGCCUACCUGGGCCGGGAAGCCAAACGGGACCAGUCCCGGCUCCGGUGGGCCAUUACGCUGGUCGAGCAUGAUUUCACGAAAAGAACGCGAGAUGCACCGUUCAUAGGUCACCUCCUCGGGGGAGUAGAUUUCAGUGAUCAAAUCCUGUGGUAUUCCAGCAUUUUGUACAGCCUCCACAAGGAUGACAUUUUGCCAAGCAGCGACCUAUUUUUCUAGGUUUAAAGUUAAAAGCUACGUAUUCGGUGGAUACGUAAAAGCCAAUAUUUAGAUAGCCAAUAUUUACGGAACGUAUUUUUUUUAUUACGAUUAAGCAAAGUAUUCUCCUAGCCACAAUUGCAGAAUAAAAUUUCCGCUGGGACCUUCUUCAGAAAGGGGGGUCGCACAUUUAAAAAUUAUUUUUAUUGAAAUUGUUGU
Sabethes cyaneus is the source of this 5710-nucleotide messenger RNA. RefSeq lists its product as uncharacterized. Lineage: Eukaryota; Metazoa; Arthropoda; Insecta; Diptera; Culicidae. The transcript has 5 exons. The coding region runs from base 683 to 5512 and encodes 1609 amino acids. The record is from RefSeq and is a predicted model, not a curated record. Gene Ontology annotation, biological process: signal transduction.